AUGCUGACUGGCAUCUCCGUCGCCCAAGCGAACACAAGAAACACUGCCGACCACAAGAAGCAAUAUUCAAUCCUGCACAUCGGAUAUUGCGUCGCCCCUAUCCCCCGCCCCAUGGAAGGAAACUUGAUUGGACCCCAAACUUUCCGCGAAUCGCAGGCGCCAGAAUACAUCGGUGGUUUCAUCGCUAUUGCUGUCAAGUUACUGUACCAGUAUCGCUCUAAUGGCUGGCUACUAGGCUUUGGCCACCUGCGCCAACAAACGCAGCUGCGAGAACCCUGGCUCCAAAGAUGA
This is a messenger RNA of Histoplasma mississippiense, 291 nucleotides long. RefSeq lists its product with no specific name. The record is from RefSeq and is a predicted model, not a curated record. Lineage: Eukaryota; Fungi; Ascomycota; Eurotiomycetes; Onygenales; Ajellomycetaceae. The coding region runs from base 1 to 291 and encodes 96 amino acids. The transcript is spliced from 3 exons.